AUGAAACUCAUUGGAUUAACAGGAGGCAUAGCUACAGGUAAAUCCACUGUAUCGCGUCUUUUAACCGAACAAGGCUUACCCAUUAUCGAUGCUGACAAGAUUGCACGAGAGAUUGUUGAACCCGGAAGAAAGGCCAACCAAUUGAUUCGACAACACUUUGGUGAUGAAGUGUUUUUACCCGAUGGAUACCUUGAUCGACCAAAGCUGGGCCAGAUCAUUUUUCAAGAUCCCGAGAAACGUAAAAUAUUAAACCACUGCACCCACCCGUAUGUGCGUUGGGAAAUGGCCAAGCAGGCCUUCCUGUAUUGGCUAAGAGGAGCAGACAUUGUUAUUUUUGACGUACCCUUAUUAAUUGAGAGUAAAUUGGAUAGGUUUAUGGGAACUACGGUGGUAGUAUUUUGCUCUGAUAUAUUGCAAUUGCAGAGAUUGAGAAAACGAGAUAAUUUGACAGAGGAACAAGCAAUUCAACGCAUGAAAUCACAAAUGCCCAUGUCGGAGAAAGUAGAAAAGGCCGAUAUAGUUCUAGAUAAUUCAAGCGACAUUCAGCAAUUGGAAAUACAGGUGCGAAAUAUGGUCAAGAAGAUUAAACCUUCCAGAUUGACUUGGUUUUUUGAAUACGCGGGCCCUCCAGUGGCUAUUGCAUUACUAUCGGUGAUUGCAAAACGGUAUGCCCCUAUUUUAUUAAACACCAUUGGUGAUAGUAUUGCCAGCCUGAAAUAA
Molecule: messenger RNA, 720 nt
Organism: Mucor mucedo
Lineage: Eukaryota; Fungi; Mucoromycota; Mucoromycetes; Mucorales; Mucoraceae
Product: dephospho-CoA kinase
Exons: 3
Coding region: 1-720 (239 amino acids)
Biological process (GO): coenzyme A biosynthetic process
Molecular function (GO): ATP binding; dephospho-CoA kinase activity
Source: RefSeq, a predicted model, not a curated record